UUGGAUAAAAAUGUCUGGACGUGGUAAAGGAGGUAAAGGGCUUGGUAAGGGUGGCGCAAAGCGUCAUCGUAAAGUGCUAAGAGACAACAUUCAAGGUAUUACUAAGCCUGCUAUCCGCCGACUGGCUCGUCGAGGUGGUGUGAAGCGAAUUUCUGGGUUGAUCUACGAAGAGACUCGUGGUGUGCUCAAGGUUUUCUUGGAGAAUGUCAUUAGGGAUGCUGUCACUUACACUGAACAUGCCAAGAGAAAGACCGUAACCGCUAUGGACGUGGUGUACGCUUUGAAGAGACAGGGCCGUACUCUGUAUGGUUUCGGAGGUUAACUGCCAUUCGUUGAACUGCCCCAUAAAUUAAAAAAUAGUAUUGACC
Polypterus senegalus (gray bichir) is the source of this 368-nucleotide messenger RNA. RefSeq names its product histone H4. Gene Ontology annotation, molecular function: protein heterodimerization activity; structural constituent of chromatin; DNA binding. The transcript has a single exon. Gene Ontology annotation, cellular component: nucleosome. Lineage: Eukaryota; Metazoa; Chordata; Cladistia; Polypteriformes; Polypteridae. Bases 11 to 322 code for a protein of 103 amino acids. The record is from RefSeq and is a predicted model, not a curated record. Gene Ontology annotation, biological process: nucleosome assembly.